This is a messenger RNA of Ilex paraguariensis (yerba mate), 675 nucleotides long. NCBI's taxonomy places the organism in Eukaryota, Viridiplantae, Streptophyta, Magnoliopsida, Aquifoliales, Aquifoliaceae. The record is from the annotation of a GenBank genome assembly.
AUGCUUCAGUUUUCAAUUCAACGAGUGAGGAACUUGGGAUCAUUGAGGCAUCGGAUAUUUGACCUCAGAAGUUAUGAUUUCUCCACCGCCGUUGAACCCUCUUGGAGACUUCGCAACCCUCCGAGAGUUCCAAAUAUUAUUGGAGGAAGUUUUGUUGAUUCUCAAUCAUGUGACUCCAUCGAUGUUUUGAACCCAGCAACACAGCAAGUUGUGUGUCAAUUACCAUUGACAACGAAUGAGGAGUUCAAGGCUGCAGUAUCUGCAGCCAAACAAGCCUUUCCAUCAUGGCGAAACACGCCAAUUACAGCCCGCCAGCGUAUCAUGUUCAAGCUCCAAGAACUUAUUCGAAGAGAUAUGGAUAAACUUGCCAUGAACAUUACAACAGAACAGGGGAAGACAUUGAAGGAUGCACAAGGCGAUGUGUUCCGUGGAUUAGAGGUGGUGGAACAUUCUUGUGGGAUGGCAACUUUGCAGAUGGGAGAGUUUGUUCCCAAUGUCUCGAGUGGAAUUGAUACCUAUAGCAUUAGAGAGCCGCUUGGUGUUUGUGCUGGGAUUUGUCCCUUCAACUUCCCCGCAAUGAUUCCUUUGUGGAUGUUUCCAGUUGCAGUUACAUGUGGUAAUACCUUCAUUUUAAAGCCAUCGGAGAAAGAUCCAGGUGAUUGUUAUAGCUUUUGA